CGAGAGCUUCGCGCGCGUUUCCGUGCUGUCUAGAGCAGAAAAUCAAUUCCAUCAAUUCUUUUGAAGAUGGCUGAUACAGGAGAUCCUAUGGUUACUUGUCCAUUGGACAAAAGUCAUCAUAUUCUCAAGAGUCGAUUGAUAUUUCAUCUGGUGAGGUGCAAGAAAAAUCACGACUUGAGUGGAAAAGCGACGUGCGUAUUUAAUAGCACUCAUAUUGUUGACAAGGAUGAAUUAAAGAUCCAUCAUCUCACAUGCCUUGACCGCCGCGAGAUGCAAGAGUUCCGAUAUGAAUCAGAUGAGGCUGAUCAAAAGCAAUGGGAAGGCAUUAUUACAUUGCAAGAUGUGGUAAAAGUCCAUGAAGAAUCGUCUACUUAUGGAGAAAGCUGGGAUGAUGAUCCUGUUGUAGGAACAUACGACCCCUACAAAGCCAAUGAGAACAAGGAUGUCUUAAAUACUCUCAUGGUUGCAUCAAAGUCAGAGAAAAAAGCAUGGAGAAAAUACCAGAGACAAAAAAUGGCGCAGUUCGAAAGUUCUCAAUACUCUGAAGUCAAUACUCCGAAAGAAGUCCAGACGAAGGCAUCGUUGGAACCCCUCCGUUCUCCCAAAGCUGUCACAUCAAUCUCCAUGCAAGACAAUGGCAAAUCCGUGGAUCAGCUCGAGAAGAAGACUCAGAGUACUGCUACAGUUGCGGAUCAGCUCAUAAAGAAUUUAACGCUCUUGAACAUUUCCGACAACCCAGGGAAGACUGAAGAUUUUCCAGCUCUCCAACCACCCAAAAGCUUUUCUAGUGCUGUAAAGGAAAGUAAACUUCCUGGGAAACGGCAAGCAUCGAAAAAGACCAAUUGUAAAUAAGACAAUUUCUAAUUAAAUUGUGACAUAAACUUAGUACGAGAGUGGAAAAAUCCGGCGAAUCUAAACUCUUUAGUGACUAGGUGAUCAUUCGUAAAGUAAGCAGAAACAUUUUUUUUCCAUCACCCACAACCGAGAUAAUUUAAUAAUAUUUUAUAUCGACUAGAUUCUUUCUACUACUUCGCCAUAGUAUGACGGAGUUUCAAAUAUCUGUUACUGGCAUGGAAUUAUUUAAAAAUGACGGGAGCUACAAUAAUUUUGAAUGAUCAAAGUUUACAUAAGAAUGGAAGAAACAUUUACUAAUUAAGAAUUUAAAUGACUGGAC
Messenger RNA from Diachasma alloeum, 1174 nucleotides. RefSeq names its product gametocyte-specific factor 1 homolog. The transcript has 5 exons. NCBI's taxonomy places the organism in Eukaryota, Metazoa, Arthropoda, Insecta, Hymenoptera, Braconidae. Bases 67 to 852 code for a protein of 261 amino acids. The record is from RefSeq and is a predicted model, not a curated record.